AUGGACUCUCAAUCCAGCGACCUCCACGAAACCACAACCACCGAAUCCAGCUCCACCGACCCCUCACCACCCAACUACCAACCUUUAGAGCGUCUGAUAGCUAUCCCCCGCGUAUGUAAUCUCACUGACCGACUUCUAAUCAACCUCCCUUUCGUCCGCGCCUACACCGACAUCUUGACUACUAAUUACGGCAUCUCCGAGGAGGUCUUCCUCGAAUUCAUCGACGAGCUGAACAUCAUACAAGCCGGACACACAGCCCUGAAGUACAUGCAAAAGGCCGGUCAAGCCAUCCACUUCGCUGACCACAUUGAUCCCACGAAGAUCACUGCGCUUCUGGGACAAUGUUCAGACCUCACAGCCCGUCUCAUCCACAUGGCAUAUAUCAAGGGACCGUUUGCGCGGAGAACGGCGUAUCUUAAGAGAGCGAAUCGAUUGUUGUUCCAUCCUAAACAUCUUGAAGUGUCAAUCGUCACUGGGAAAGAGCUGAGGAAGAUACUGGGCCUUCAUCCAAAAUUCCCGCUCUGUGCGUCGCUAUGUCCGCUGUGGACGGUCCCCUCGAAAACAGAUCUAGUCCAGGGCGUGCGCUCGCGGGUUCGUGUACCCGGCAGGCAACUGUGCCAGCUUAUCGACUAUGUGUAUGACUUGGAUCUUGCGGCGGAGGCGAAGAGGGGAUGGAGCCAGGAGAAGGGAAAGGUGCGGAGGGAUGCGGCAAAAGUCGUUCGGGAUUGGCAGGUUGUCUCAGAGGUUCAACAUGAGAUCUGGCGAGGGGAGGCUAUUCAGUUAUACGAGAUGGCGGGUCAGGCUGCGGAUCUAAAAGUGAGAAAGAAGCUACUGAAGAAGGCAAGUGAGAUGGAUAAGGAGGUGAGGCAUACGGAGAAGAUUACUUGGCUUGUAGUGCAGAAUUGGCAUGAUUCGGCGUAA
This is a messenger RNA of Aspergillus welwitschiae, 921 nucleotides long. RefSeq lists its product as uncharacterized. The record is from RefSeq and is a predicted model, not a curated record. The coding region runs from base 1 to 921 and encodes 306 amino acids. NCBI's taxonomy places the organism in Eukaryota, Fungi, Ascomycota, Eurotiomycetes, Eurotiales, Aspergillaceae. The transcript has a single exon.